This is a messenger RNA of Sitodiplosis mosellana (orange wheat blossom midge), 1455 nucleotides long. Its product is annotated as tRNA:m(4)X modification enzyme TRM13 homolog. The transcript has a single exon. NCBI's taxonomy places the organism in Eukaryota, Metazoa, Arthropoda, Insecta, Diptera, Cecidomyiidae. Bases 1 to 1371 code for a protein of 456 amino acids. Gene Ontology annotation, biological process: tRNA methylation. The record is from RefSeq and is a predicted model, not a curated record.
AUGAUGGCUCACGACGAAUCUCCGGACACGAAACGCGCCAAAAUGGAAGUAAAAAAUGAGAUGAUAUCAACGGGCAUAACAACGACUUGCAAAUUCUUUGUGAAACGUAAAAAACGCUAUUGUAAAUUGACACCGGCACACGGUGAAGAAUAUUGCGGUGAACAUAUGCCAGUGACAACACUUCCACCAGAUACCAUUGACACAACUGAUUCGAUAAAUAAACACAAAGUUCGUGUACCGUGCCCAUUGGAUCCAAAGCAUACCGUGUGCGCGAGGAAACUGCAUAAACAUUUGAAAAUAUGCAAUGCGGUCGAAAAAGAUCGACCAAACUAUAUCGUGCCCGGACUGAAUGCAGGAAAAGACGACGAUGAAGCAAUUGAUAACCAAACGGACUUCAAGUUGACAGACGUCGAUAAAGACACUGUCGAUAAAAUUGUUGAAAAAGUCAAUAAAUUAUAUGCAUUGCAUAAAAUUGAGGAGAAAAUCGACGAGUUGACGGUGAGACAUCCGUUGUUGGCAUCAGAAAUAAACAACACCGAGUAUGGACACGAAACGGUGCGACACUUGAUACAAACGUCCAUCGUUCUCGGUUAUUUGGAUCACUUUAAACUCUUCGACGAUCACAUUAGCUACGUGGAAUAUGGUGCGGGCAAAGGUCAAGUAGCAUUCUGGUUGGCAAAAGCAAUAACCAAUUAUCCAAACUCCAAUGUAUUACUUAUCGAUCGGGCGUCAGUAAGGCAUAAAAAAGAUAAUAAAUUGGACGAUUCACAUGCGGUGCAACGGAUUCGUGCUGACAUAGCUGAUUUCGAUAUCAGUGCCCAUAGUUUGAUUCAAAAUUCCAAGAAAAUCGUCGGAAUCGGAAAGCAUUUGUGUGGUGCGGCUACUGAUUUUGCCAUACAAUGUUCAAUUCAUGGAAAUAAUGCGGUGAAAGAUGGUGACAAUGGGCCAAAAACCAUAGCCAUGCUGAUAGCCUUGUGCUGUCAUCACCGCUGCGAAUGGAAGCAUCUUGUGGGAAAGGAAUUUUUCAGUCAGAACGAUGUGAGUGCCAAGGAAUUCGCAAUCAUUACGAAAAUGGUUGGAUGGGCCAUUUGUGGCACAGGUAUGAGCCGGGAGAAGCGUAAACAGAUGAACGAACAACACGCAAACGACGGCAGCACGGCAGACGAUUUAGUCAAAGAGGAGGAUCCAAAUUCAGGCAAACGCGAUCGCCAUCAGCGCAAAGAAAUCGGCCAGAAAUGCAAACGACUUAUUGAUUAUGCUCGAAUCUGUUACAUGCAACAAAAUGGCUUUAACUGUUCAUUAAAACGAUAUGUUAGCUCUGAUAUUACGUUGGAAAAUAUUUGUCUUGUUGCAAUACAUGAAAAUCAAUAACAAUUUCUUUCUUCUACAAAAUAUUCGUAAACAAAAUUUAAAAUUAAAAAAAUAAAAAUAAUAAUAAAAAGGAUAUUGAAGAAA